AUGGCACCCAAUAAAAGACCAAGAUUCCCUGCGUUCUCAAGAGUUGAUAAAGGUAAAGAACCACUCGUUGGUUCAUGUCCAUCCUCUGAUGACGACGAGACACAAGAUCCUAAUGCUGAAUCUCCAUACAGACCUGCAUUUGAAGAGAAUGAUACUCUGUCUCAUUCACAAUUUGAAAAAGGAUUUACUAUGCCCCCCCCUCCACCGGGUUGGUACAUGGGAUGGGAGGAUGCGUCACAACGUAUUGGGUCCACCACCGUCGUACCCAUUCCAGAGCGAAGUGAAAACCAACUGCCAUCACCUUCCACCGGUGACCUACAUGCAUCUUUACGCACAUCCACACCUGGUCUAGACACGGAACGGCCACAACCACAGGUCGUUGGGCCGGGAGAGGUCCGCACUAUUGAUAGCGAUGGUAGAGUGAAUGUCAGGCCAAUGCCUUCGCCUGCUAAUGUUUGGCAGUUGCCACGAGGUGAAAGGGUAGUGAUUGAAUUUAAUGAAGGAUGUCAGCCGGUUGGCCCUGGCAGUGAAAAAUUGAGAAGCCUUGGGGGGAAGCUGAUCAGAAGCAGUCAAUUUAGCGAGUUAGAAACACAUAAUUGGAGGAGGGUAUCAACUCAAAAGAAGGAAGAUAUUUGGGCUACUCUAAUGUCAAAAUUCCAUGUUGAGACUAGUCAACAACUGAGUGAAAUUAAAAGGAUCACAUUCAUGGACCUGGGGAAAAAGAGGAAGGAUUAUAGGUAUGGGAUCAAGCAUUCACUACAAAUUAAGGAGGGUGAGACAGUUGAAGAAAUCCUUGAAUCGACGCCUACCAACCACGGGCUCCCUCCUGAAACUCUGGAAGUAAUGGUUCGGAGAUGGAAAAGUGAACUUGAUAAGGAAAGGGCCAAUGUAAACAAAGAAAGCCGGGCCUUGCAGAAAUUUCACCACACCUCUGGGUCAAAAAGCUUUGCACGUCUUGCAUAUCAAAUGGAAAAAGAGUCAGGGUAUACCCCGAAUCGUAGCCAACUUUUUAUGGUGACUCACAAAAAGAAGGACGGCAACCCUGUCAAUGAAGAGGCUGCGAGGAUGAUGGCCCAAAUGGAGGAAUUAAUGUCGCGAGAUGCUCCGACAAGUGGGGUACGUGCGAAUGGGUCAAUAUCAUGGUCACCCGACGACCCAUAUGCACAAGUAAUGGGCUCGGAACGGCCUGGCCAUGUCCGUGGAGUUGGCUUCGGGCGUACUUCUGGUAGAGCAAGGUUCAAUUUUAAUGGGGCAUCUACAUCUAACAAUCAUGAAGGUUGUGCAAGUCAGAUUAGUAGGUUGGAAACAACCGUGGAUCAGAUGCGAAACAUGAUUGAUUUGCUUAUGCGGGAAAAGGAUGUUCCAUGGGCAGCGCGUGUCGGCAAUGCCGCAAACAUUCCAGGUGAUGAAGACCCUAUUGUUCGAAAUGCGGAUGUCGUGCAAGCGAGAGAUGAUGGUGGGGAAGAGGACAGCAGGACACCGGGAAAUGGAUGCUAAAGGAACUUUGUAGCGAGGUAGCUGUGAAGUUGGUGGCUGUGAAGUUAUCUGAGUAUUGGGAGAUGCUGAAAUGCUGCUGGCCGUUCGUCUUAGACAGAAUGUGAAAGUUGUAUGCUAUUCACAUUUAAUUAUGGACGAUGCGUUUUUUUUUUGUUUUUUUUUUUUUGGUAAGAG
This is a messenger RNA of Alnus glutinosa, 1671 nucleotides long. RefSeq lists its product as uncharacterized. The transcript has 9 exons. Lineage: Eukaryota; Viridiplantae; Streptophyta; Magnoliopsida; Fagales; Betulaceae. Bases 1 to 1497 code for a protein of 498 amino acids. The record is from RefSeq and is a predicted model, not a curated record.